CCAAGGGGCUCUAUUAUGCAACUCUUGGACUUGCAAACUGAGCAGGUAUAUAAGCUUGUGGAGCGUUCGGAAACAGUAGAAAGUAACCCAGUCUCAACAGACCAACUGUAUCACAGAAUCAGUCCAGCAAUUGUCAUCAUGUACGCGAAACUCGCUCUCGUCGCUGUCUUGGUAGCCGUGGUCGUAGCUUCACCCACCCCCGGUGGAGGCGGACACCACAAACACGUCACCAUCCACGUGCCGUACAAGGUGCACACGAUCCACCACCACCACGUCUCCAAGGUGCACGUGCCAGUCCACGUGCCCGUGGUGAAGGAGGUGCAGGUCAUCAAGGAGGUGCCGGUGGUGAAGCACGUCCCGGUGCACGUGGUGAAACACGUCCCCGUGCCCGUGAUCAAGAAGGUGGAGGUCGAGAAGAAGGUGUACGUGCCCGUCCACACGCACCACGAACAUGUUGAGGAGCACCACGGAUGGGAGGGCGAGUCGCUGUCGCAUGGCUGGCACUGAUUUCUGAAUCAUCCUCGAAAGUUGUAGGUUAAGGUUUAUAUAAGAUCACAAACACAUCACAACGGUGGAAGACUCAAUGGAUGACUGCGUUCAUCUAGAUCCCGUCGCUCAGUAUUGUGAAACUCGUUACCGUUAUUGUUAAAUAGGUAUAAGAACCAAAGAAGAAUAAAGAUGUGUAUAGUAUUUUUUUACAAAUGAAAUAA
Messenger RNA from Ostrinia nubilalis (European corn borer), 710 nucleotides. RefSeq lists its product as uncharacterized. Bases 16 to 507 code for a protein of 163 amino acids. The transcript has 4 exons. The record is from RefSeq and is a predicted model, not a curated record. NCBI's taxonomy places the organism in Eukaryota, Metazoa, Arthropoda, Insecta, Lepidoptera, Crambidae.